This is a messenger RNA of Cornus florida, 1013 nucleotides long. Its product is annotated as GTP-binding protein YPTM2-like. Bases 197 to 808 code for a protein of 203 amino acids. NCBI's taxonomy places the organism in Eukaryota, Viridiplantae, Streptophyta, Magnoliopsida, Cornales, Cornaceae. Gene Ontology annotation, molecular function: GTP binding; GTPase activity. The transcript has 8 exons. The record is from RefSeq and is a predicted model, not a curated record.
UAUAAACUCUCCGAACAUUUCGGUUCAAUUUAUUCCGUAUUUCCGUUCAAAAAAACAAAAAUCCCCCUUUUCGUCCCGUACCUUUCCGCUGUAAAUCUUUAGGCGACGAUCCUAUUUCCCGGUCGAAUUCCGGCCGUUGGAAGGGGAAUUCUCUGUCUCCUUCACCGUCGGAUCAGCUCGCUUCGGCAACACAGUCAUGAAUACCGAAUAUGACUACUUAUUCAAGCUUUUGCUAAUCGGAGAUUCUGGGGUUGGCAAAUCAUGCCUUCUUCUGAGAUUUGCUGAUGAUUCGUAUCUGGACAGUUAUAUUAGCACGAUUGGGGUUGAUUUCAAAAUUCGCACUGUGGAGCAAGAGGGAAAGACCAUUAAACUUCAAAUUUGGGACACCGCGGGGCAAGAACGUUUCAGGACAAUAACUAGUAGUUACUACCGUGGGGCACAUGGCAUUAUAAUAGUUUACGAUGUAACAGACCAAGAGAGCUUCAACAAUGUCAAACAAUGGCUGAAUGAAAUUGAUCGUUAUGCAAGCGAGAAUGUGAACAAGCUUUUGGUUGGAAACAAGUGUGACCUCACUGCUAACAAAGUUGUGUCGUAUGAAACAGCCAAGGCAUUUGCUGAUGAAAUUGGCAUUCCGUUCUUGGAGACAAGUGCAAAAGAUGCUACUAAUGUGGAGCAGGCUUUCAUGGCCAUGACUGCUGACAUUAAGAAUAGGAUGGCAAGCCAACCAUCUAUGAACAACGGAAGGCCACCAACAGUGCAGAUACGGGGGCAACCUGUUGGCCAGAAGACUAGCUGCUGCUCCACUUAGUUGGUUCCGAGUGCGGCUUGUUAAGGGGUUUGUAAUAGCAUUUUAAUUUCCAUCCUCUUUUAAUCAGAGGGUCUACACACACCCCCUAACCCCUUGGAAUGUUUAUUGUAUCAAUUGCUUUAAACCCAAUCUAAAAUUCAAUUCUUUUGGUACAAACCAUCAGUUGUUACUCUGGUAGUAUUUUUGUUAUUUCUCUGUUUUCUUA